AUGUAUGGGCACAGACCCCGAGGGACCGAUCUGCGGCUUGUCCGGCGCGCGCGGCACACCGCCUGCAAAGCAGAGGGCAAGAGGCGCGACGCCGUUUUGGAUGGCGGCGUGGGGGCUGUCUCUGGACUCUGCUGGAAGCUGCUCGCUGCGGUCCUUGUGGGCUGGGCUGCACUUGCCUGGACGCAGCGGUCAGCUUGCGGCUGCGGCGCCGAGCACAGCCCAGAACAGGCGCUUGCGGACGCGCUGAGCGGCCUUGGCCAGCUCCUGAGCGGCGCGAAAAGUGCCCGGUCCGUGCAGCAGUCCUUUGGCCAGAGCAUGGAGCGGCUGCAGCAGAGCUGCGGCUCGCGGCUCAGCUCGGCUGUCUGCCACACCUCCUGCUGGAUGGCGGGCAAGGAGCUGCAGCGGUCGAUCUGGUGGUCGUGCUUCAGGCGCGGAGGCCACGGCCUGCCUGAGCAGCCGGGUGGCGGUGGGGCAGAGGGCCGCGGAGCGGGCGGGCCUACCUCAUGGCCGGGGCUGGUGGGGGAGAAGGUCGGGCACGCCGUGCGCCGCAUCUCGAGCGAGCGGCCGGACGUGUCCGUGCGCGUCAUGCGGGAGGGCGACAUGGCGACGAUGGACUUUGAUGAGGCACGCGUGCGGGUCUACGCAGACGAGUCGGAUACCGUGACGCGUGCGCCCAUCAUAGGCUGA
Emiliania huxleyi CCMP1516 is the source of this 687-nucleotide messenger RNA. RefSeq lists its product as hypothetical. The record is from RefSeq and is a predicted model, not a curated record. Lineage: Eukaryota; Haptophyta; Isochrysidales; Noelaerhabdaceae. Gene Ontology annotation, biological process: response to wounding. Gene Ontology annotation, molecular function: serine-type endopeptidase inhibitor activity. The coding region runs from base 1 to 687 and encodes 228 amino acids. The transcript has 3 exons.